CAUCAAUAUCGCACCAGCUUCACCAAACCCUUGUUGUCUAUUUAUAUAUACAAACCUGCAAUUUUGGAAAGAAAUUAAAUAUGGCAAUUAAGGUCUUCUCAUUCUUCUUCUUUGUUUAUCUACUUGUGGAAAUGCAUGAAAUAAGUGCAAUGGUGCCUGCUGUUAUAGUCUUCGGAGAUUCUACGGUGGAUCCAGGGAACAACAACCAGAUAUCCACUGUUUUGAAGAGCAAUUUUGCGCCUUAUGGUCGGGAUUACUUCGGUGGUCAGCCAACCGGACGUUUCUCCAAUGGUAGGAUUGCCACGGACUUCAUUUCGGAAGCAUAUGGUAUCAAGCCAGCCAUACCAGCAUACUUGGAUCCCAAGUUUGACAUAAGAGAUUUCGCUACCGGAGUCUCGUUUGCUUCGGCUGGAACCGGUUACGACAAAGCAACUUCUGAUGUCCUAUCAGUGAUACCAUUUUGGAAGGAAAUGGUGUACUACAAAGAAUUUCAGGACAAACUAAGAGGGUAUCUAGGCAAUGAUAUAGCUAAUCAUCACUUGAGUGAAUCACUGCACCUGAUAAGCAUAGGAACCAAUGACUUCCUAGAGAACUACUAUCCUUUUCCAACCCGAUCUUCGGAGUACCCUGUCGAUAAAUACGAGAUUUUUCUAAUAGGAAUUGCCAGCAAUUUCAUCAGGGAGCUUUACAAUCUGGGAGCUCGGAAGAUAGCAAUAAGCGGCCUUCCUCCGAUGGGAUGUUUACCGUUGGAAAGAACGACGAAUAUCAUGCACGGAAGUGCAUGUAUCGAAGAGUAUAACGACGUGGCUAAAGAUUUCAAUCAAAAGUUGCAGGAUUCUGUCACGGAGCUGAACCGGGAGCUCGGUGGAAUCCAACUCGUGAUGUCGAACCCCUACUAUAAGCUCUUAGAAAUGAUCCAAAAUCCAAUUCUGUUCGGAUUUGAGAAUGUGGCAACAGCAUGCUGUGGGACAGGAUACUUCGAGAUGAGUUACAUGUGUGAUAGGAUGAACCCAUUUACAUGUUCGGAUGCCAAUAAAUACAUAUUCUGGGACUCCUUUCACCCAACAGAGAAAGCCAAUUUCAUUUUGGCUGAUCAUGCUUUCAAAACUACCCUUACCGUGUUCCGAUAAUUACUAUAAAGCACAAAACAAGAAGAAGCAGUGUUUCAUUGUUGUAGAAUUCAACAUACUAUUAUUAUUUUCAUUGCAAAGAAAUGGGUCAAGCUUUUAACCACGUAAGAUUAUUAUCGAUUGAAAAUGACUGGAGCCUCCAUCGCCUGUCUCCAUCAAACACCCUCAGUUGACAAUAACUAUACCUUGUAAUGUUUAUUCCUAUGAUCCAAAUGCCAUUAUAUUUAUAGUAUAUAUGGCUGGAUGUACAAGGGAAAUAGUUCUGAACCUUCUUCACAGUUUCGUUGAAAUUUCAUCUCCUUUGCAAAUUCAUCUCCUAUAAGUCAUACACGUUCUAUUGCCGCUCAAAAUGAAAAUUUCGAAGUUCUAUUCAUUUCCAGGGUUCUUUUUUUUCUUUUUAUUUUCUGUUUUGUUAAAUAAAUGGGAUCUAAGGUCUCUAGUCCGAGAGUUAAAAAUGGCAGCGGUUUGGGGGAAAGGGAAAAAUCAACUAAGCCAUCAGAAAGAGUUGAAGCUAACAUUAAUGGUUCGAAGGGGAAUAAAAGAGAUGGGUAUGCAAAGAAGGCAUUGUUUUAUGUAAAGAAUAUGAUAGAGAGGUGUGCAUGUAAGUUGAAGAUCAAAAAGUAUAUUGGAAAAUCUGGGCGCAGUAAUAGCAAGAAGAAGUCUCCUAUGGAAAGGUCAUGUUGUGCUUGUAUUUCAUCAGAGAAAAGGACUCAAUUGACAAAUAAUUUAUUCAAAAUGAGAACAUUUUUGUUGAAGGUUGGAGGCGGUCAUGAUCAUGGAGGAAGCAAAGCCAAUAACAUCAACGGUUGCAACAAUGGUGGAGGGAAUCAUGGAAAGGGAGAUACUGAUAAGAAACAGAUGUAAAUUUCACCCUUUUAUUCUUGGUUUUCCUUUCACUUGUAUGUUUUUUAUCAGGACCAGGAUUUGAUUUUUUUUUUCUUUUAAAGUGCACUUCAAGUCCUUAGCAAAGUAAUAAAGUUAAUGGAAUUCUCUUUGUUGUAA
Messenger RNA from Gossypium raimondii (Peruvian cotton), 2132 nucleotides. RefSeq names its product GDSL esterase/lipase At4g26790. Bases 81 to 1130 code for a protein of 349 amino acids. The record is from RefSeq and is a predicted model, not a curated record. Gene Ontology annotation, molecular function: hydrolase activity, acting on ester bonds. NCBI's taxonomy places the organism in Eukaryota, Viridiplantae, Streptophyta, Magnoliopsida, Malvales, Malvaceae. The transcript is spliced from 3 exons.